AUGAUGGUGUGGGAGAGGCUAAUAGAGCUAACAAAACGUGCACAGGAGAAGAAGACGGAGCCUGUCGUAUGGUCAAUCCAGGUGACCUCAUCGCUGAACACGGCGGGUGUGUCGCUACCGUCGGCGGAGCUAGCAAACCGUCUGGUAUCUCACAUAUGUUGGGACAAUCACGUGCCGAUCACAUGGAAGUAUCUGGAGAAAGCCAUGGAAGUUCGCAUGGUUCCUCCUUUGCUGGUUGUGGUUCUCCUCUCCACCAAAGUUGUCCCAAACAGACACCCUCUCCUCCACCCCGCAGCCUACUCUCUGUAUCUUCAUCUCCUUAACAAACACGUUUUCUCUCUCUCUUCUCUUGUCAAUUCCCCUAACUACCCCUCUCUCAUGAACUCUAUUCACCACGUUCUUCGCCUUUCCCAACUCUAUGAUGAUUCUCAUCACCCUCACCAUAACCCUCACCCUGGCGUUGUUCUUGUUCAGUUUCUUUUCACUCUUGUGUGGCAGUUACUCCAAGCUUCCUUACAAGACGAAGGCUUACUCCAACACAAGUCCUUAUUAUUCGUCGAUCCCGAUCCCGUUCCCGAUCAUGAUCUCACUAUGGAAUUGGAUACUCAUCCCCAUAAACACGCCUUGCACGCCAAAAAUACAACAACCGCCAUUCAAUUCAUUGCAUGCUUUCUUCAUAACAAACUCACUUCAAGAAUUCUCUCCUUAGUUCAAAGAAACAUGCCAACACACUGGGGAGCAUUCGUUGAUGAGCUAGAGCAACUCGCGGGGAACUCGAUGAUAUUGAGGACGUUGAAAAAUUUAUCUCCAGAGUUGUUUUUCCCUUUGAAUUUAAAAUCAAACUGGCCUUUGUCUAGUGAACCGAAGAAGAAGAUGAAGCUGAGUUCAGUAUUGGCUGCAACUGCUAGUGCUAGUGCGGUCCAAUCUCACAAUGAUAGUUCACUUUGGCUUCCCAUUGAUUUAAUACUGGAGGAUGCAAUGGAUGGUCAUCAUGUCAUGGCUGCCAGUGCUGUUGAACUUUUUACUGGGUUGGUGAAGGCUUUACAAGCAGUUAAUGGUACUGCAUGGCACAAUGCAUUUUUAGGUUUAUGGAUUGCUGCACUACGACUGGUUCAACGGGAGAGGGAUCCAUGUGAGGGUCCUGUACCUCGCCUUGAUACCUGCUUGUGUAUGCUAUUGUGCAUUACGACCCUUGUAGUUGCGAAUCUUAUUGAAGAAGAGGAAGGUGAACUAAUUGAAGAAGCUGAGCGUAGCCCUAUGAAUCAAAGGAAGAACAAGCCAGCUACUGGAAAGCGUCGCGGGGAAUUGGUUACAAGCUUACAGUUAUUGGGUGAUUAUGAAGAUUUACUCAAUCCACCUCAACCUGUUACUUGGGUAGCUAAUCAGGCCGCUGCCAAGGCUAUCAUGUUUGUAUCGGGACAUAGUGGAUACUUGGAACAUGUGAAUGUGAAUGACUUGCCCACAAACUGCUCUGGUAACCUAUGGCACCUGAUUAUUGAGGCUUGUAUUGCAAGACAUCUGAUUGAUACCUCAGCUUAUUUUUGGCCUGGUUAUGUAAGUGCACCUUACAAUCAACUACCUCAUAGUAUUCCUAACCAUUUGCCCAGCUGGUCAUCAUUGAUGAAGGGUUCACCGCUUACUCCUCCAAUGGUUAAUGUCUUAAGUGUAACUCCUGCUUCCAGCUUAGCAGAGAUUGAGAAAAUUUUUGACUUCGCAAUCAAUGGCUCAGAUGAAGAAAAAGUAUCCGCGGCUAGCAUUCUUUGUGGGGCAUCUCUAGUUCGUGGGUGGAAUGUGCAGGAACACGUCGUUUUUUUCAUCAUAAAAUUGCUUUCUCCUCCAGCUUCUCCUAACUACUCUGGGACUGAAAACCACUUGAUUAGCUAUGCUCCAUUUUUGAAUGUCCUUCUGGUUGGAAUUUCAUCUGUAGACAGUGUUCAGAUUUUCUCCCUACACGGUGCGGUUCCACUACUUGCUGCUGCAUUAAUGCCAAUAUGUGAGGCUUUUGGAUCAUGUGUUCCUAGUGAGUCAUGGACUGCUGCAACUGGUGAAAAGCUCUCUUGCCAUGCAGUGUUCUCUAGUGCAUUUAUUCUCCUGCUGAGAUUAUGGCAGUUUAAUCAUCCACCUGUUGAACAUGUGAUGGGAGGUGCAGCAACUCCAGCAUUAGGAUCACAGUUAGGUCCUGAGUUCCUUUUAUUGGUUCGGAAUAGUACGUUAGCAUCCUUUGGGAAAUCACCAAGAGAUAGAAUAAGAAGCAGAAGAUUUUCAAAAAUGAUAAGUUUUUCUCCAGAGCCUGUAUUUAUGGAUUUCUUUCCAAAAUUAAACACUUGGUAUCAGCAACAUCAAGAAUGUCUUGCAUCAACUCGACGUGCUCUUGUUCCUGGAGGGCCUACUCUUCAGAUUGUUGAUGCGCUUCUAAGUAUGAUGUGCAGGAAAAUAAAUAAAAGUCCUCAAUCAUUGACAUCUACAACUUCAGGAAGCAGCAACUCAUCAGGUUCAUCAUUGGAUGACUCUUUAAUGAAACUCAAAGUUCCAGCAUGGGAUAUCCUUGAAGCAACUCCAUUUGUUCUUGAUGCUGCCCUUACAGCUUGUGCUCACGGAAGACUCUGCCCCCGUGAACUGGCUACAGGUCUCAAAGAUAUUGCUGAUUUUCUUCCGGCGUCUUUGGCAACCAUUGUAAGCUACUUAUCAGCUGAAGUAACACGUGGUGUAUGGAAGCCAGCUUUUAUGAAUGGAACUGAUUGGCCUAGUCCUGCUGCUAAUUUAUCCCUUGUCGAGCAACAAAUCAAAAAAAUUCUGGCUGCCACAGGUGUUGAUGUCCCAAGCCUCUCAAUAGAUGGAAAUGCUCCAGCUACACUUCCUUUGCCUUUGGCGGCUUUUCUAAGUCUCACAAUAACCUAUAAGCUUGAUAAAUCUUAUGAGCGCUUUCUUGUUUUGAUUGGUCCAUCUUUGAUCAACCUUUCUGCUGGUUGCCCCUGGCCGUGCAUGCCCAUUGUAGGUUCUUUGUGGGCUCAGAAGGUGAAGCGUUGGAGUGACUUUUUUGCAUUCUCUGCUUCUGGAACUGUCUUCCACCAUAGCAGGGAUGCCGUAGUUCAGCUCCUAAAAAGUUGCUUCACAUCUACUCUUGGGCUUGGUUCUGCUUGUAUUUACAACAAUGGUGGUGUUGGUGCUCUUCUUGGUCAUGGAUUUGGUUCUCACUUCUUAGGAGGGAUCUCUCCGGUUGCUCCUGGAAUUCUCUACUUGCGAGUUUAUAGGUCUAUUAGAGAUGCUAUGUUCUUGACUGAUGAAAUUGUAUCUCUUCUAAUGCUUUCAGUUAGAGAUAUAGCAUGUGGUGGGUUGCCCAACCGUGAUGCACACAGGCUAAAGAAGACUAAGUAUGGAAUGAGAUACGGACAGGUUUCUCUUGCUGCAUCUAUGGCACGUGUCAAACAUGCUGCCCUUCUGGGGGCUUCUUUUCUUUGGAUAUCUGGUGGUUCUAGUUUGAUUCAAUCUUUGAUAACAGAAACUUUACCUUCAUGGUUUUUAUCAGCUCAAGGGUUGGAGCAGGAAGUGGGAGAAUCUGGUGUUGUGGUUGCCAUUCUUAGAGGUUACGCACUGGCAUGUUUUGCUGUAUUUAGUGUGACAUUUGCUUGGGGUAUCGACUCUUUAUCAACAGCAUCCAAACGGCGACCAAAGGUUAUUGGGAUUCAUCUAGAAUUUCUGGCAAAUGCUCUAGAUGGAAAAAUAUAUCUUUGCUGUGAUUCUGCAACUUGGCAUGCCUAUGUAUCUGGGUUUAUGAGCUUGAUGGCGAGUUGCGCCCCAUUGUGGAUCGAGGAACUUGAUGUGGGCUUGUUGAAGAGAGUGAGCAAGGGAUUAAGACAUUUGAAUGAAGAUGACUUGGCUCUGCACUUACUAGAAAUCAGAGGGACAACUCUCAUGGGUGAGGUAGCUGAAAUGAUAAUCCAAAAUGAAUUUUAA
Messenger RNA from Lathyrus sativus (Indian pea), 3954 nucleotides. The record is from the annotation of a GenBank genome assembly. NCBI's taxonomy places the organism in Eukaryota, Viridiplantae, Streptophyta, Magnoliopsida, Fabales, Fabaceae.